Molecule: messenger RNA, 1179 nt
Organism: Mucor mucedo
Lineage: Eukaryota; Fungi; Mucoromycota; Mucoromycetes; Mucorales; Mucoraceae
Product: heme peroxidase
Exons: 4
Coding region: 102-920 (272 amino acids)
Biological process (GO): response to reactive oxygen species; cellular response to oxidative stress; hydrogen peroxide catabolic process
Molecular function (GO): heme binding; peroxidase activity
Source: RefSeq, a predicted model, not a curated record
AGUGACUGGCUGGGCUAGCUGACUGGAUAUUUUAUAUUUUUCUAAAAAAAACAUUUUUUUCUUUCUCCUUUUUUCUUUGUUUCCAUUCUCUUAUAUUAAAAAUGUCUACUUCACAAGCAUCCCCCGAUAAGUAUACCCAGGUUAGAGAGGAUAUCGCUAAAGCUUUUCCCAAUGAGGAAUACGAUGAUGGGUCUUUUGCUCCCGUUGUCCUCCGUUUAGCAUGGCACGCCAGUGGAACCUAUGAUGGUCAACAUAAGAACGGUGGUAGUGAUGGUGCUACUAUGCGUCAUCAAGCUGAAGCUUCUGACCCUGCCAAUGCUGGUUUGGAUCAUGCCAGAAACUUCCUCGAUCCUAUCAAGGCCAAGCACACCUGGAUCUCCCAUGCCGAUUUAUGGACCCUUGCUGGUUGUGUUGCCGUUGAGCAUAUGGGUGGCCCUCAUAUUGAUUGGACCGGUGGACGUCGUGAUAAGGCCAAUGAAGUCGAUUGUCCUCCUCAAGGUCGUCUUCCUGACGCUGCAUUGGGUAAGGACCAUGUGCUUGAUGUGUUUGUUUCUCGUAUGGGAUUCUCCGUGCAAGAAACCGUUGCUUUGAUUGGUGCACACACUGUUGGUCGUUGUCACGCCGAUCGUUCUGGCUUUGACGGUCCCUGGACCUACAACCCUACCCGUUUCUCCAACCAAUUCUACAAGCUCUUGUUGAACGUGACAUGGGUUGAAAAGAAGUGGGAUGGACCCAAGCAAUUUGUGGAUGAAGAUGAGGGAGAGAUCAUGAUGUUGCCUACCGAUAUGGCACUUUUGGAAGAACCUUUCCGUCAAUAUGUCGAAAUCUACGCCAAGGAUCAACAAAAGUUCUUUGAUGACUUUGCUUCUGCUUUCCUCACCUUGAUCGAAUUAGGUAUGACCAAGAGAGGAAAGUUGUAAAUUAUUACCACCCCUACUACCAUUUAGAACAAUAAAUUUUUCAUUUUUGAUUGUAUAAACACAAACAUAUGCACUCUUGUGUUAUCAUGUGGAAUUCCCAGGACCUUCAAAAGAUAAGACAUAAUUGACAUUGGACAAAAUCCAUAUAAGGUUUAGCCUGUCCCAGAGCACAAAUGCGCACUGUGAAACAUCCCCCCCCCAAAUAAUGCUGCUGCUGCGGUUAAGUGGCAUAAGUACCCAUAGAAACCGUUUGUUUUUU